CAUGCAAUAUAACUCACUACACAUAUCUACCUAAGCACUAAUUGCAUAAGUCUCAUCAAGAAAAUGAAAAUCUUUCUUCUAGUCCUUUGCUUUGUGGUGGCCUUUUACAAUCUCUCACUCCCACAUCUCCUUUUCAUUUCUCUUGUGCCUCUCUUUCCCUUUUUUGUUAACAUAUGGUUAGUCCCCGGCGGGUUUGCAUGGAGAAAUCUUGAUUUGAACCCGACUAAGAUCCCCGGUCCGGUCGGUUGGCCUUUCCUAGGUAUCUUACCUAAAAUGGGCCCUCAUGCUCAUCGGAAGCUCGCCUCUAUAGCGAGUUCGAUGGGUGCAACUCGCCUUAUGGCGUUUAGCCUUGGCUCAACUCGGGUGGUGAUUACUAGUCACCCGGAGACUGCUAAGGAAAUCUUGUGUGGAAGUGUCUUUUCGGACCGUCCCAUAAAGGAAUCAGCUAGUUUGUUGAUGUUUGAGCGAGCCAUUGGGUUUGCACCUUCGGGGAUGUACUGGAGGCAUCUCAGGAGGAUUGCUGCAAACCAUAUGUUCUCUCCCAAAAGGGUUUCGAGCCUCGAGUGUCUUCGACAACGUGUGUGUGAUCAAAUGAUGGAAAAGGUGUCGAAUGAGAUGAGUGUGAGAGGGGUUGUGGAGUUAAGAGGGAUAUUACAAAAGGGUUCUUUGAGAAAUAUUAUAGAGAGUGUGUUUGGGAGUGGAUUAGGGUUAGAAAUAGAAGAAGAAUUAGGGUUUAUGGUGAAAGAAGGAUAUGAGUUGAUAAGUGAAUUUCAUUGGGGAGAUUACUUUCCAAUUAGGGUUUUAGACUUUACUGGACUCAAGAGGAGAUGUCACAAGUUGACUUUGAAAGUCAAAAGUCUUGUAGGUCAAAUUGUUGAGGAAAGAAAAAGAGACAGUACUAAAGGUACAAACAAUGGCCCAAAUGACUUUCUUAGUGUGUUGUUAUCUUUGCCUGAAGAGGAUCAACUCACUCAUGCUGAUAUGGUAGCUGUUCUGUGGGAGAUGAUAUUUCGGGGGACGGAUACAGUUGCCAUCCUUGUAGAAUGGAUCAUGGCAAGAAUGGUUUUGCACCAAGACAUUCAAGCAAAGGCUCAACAUGAAAUCGAGGAACUCGUAGGCGGACAUAGGGUGGUUCAAGACUCAGAUAUCCCAAAUCUUAGUUAUGUUCAAGCCAUAAUCAAAGAAGUCCUUAGGUUGCACCCUCCAGGGCCAUUACUUUCAUGGGCUCGCCUUUCGACUCAUGAUGUCCAAGUAGGCAAGUUCUUCGUCCCAGCUGGAACCACCGCUAUGGUUAACAUGUGGGCCAUCACACAUGACCCCUCCAUAUGGAAAAAUCCAUGGGACUUCAAGCCGGAAAGGUUCAUGGAAGAAGAUUUUCCAAUCUUGGGUUCGGACCUUAGGCUUGCACCAUUUGGUUCUGGGCGUAGGGUUUGCCCGGGGAAGUCGCUAGGGUUAGCCACAGUUAGCUUAUGGCUUGCACGACUUCUCCAACGAUACAAGUGGCUUCCAUCUACAAAGGUAGACCUCUCAGAGUGCCUCAAACUCUCUCUUGAGCUAAAAAGGCCAUUAACAUGUCAUGCAGUUGUGAGAUGAACGUGUUUUCUUUCAUCUACGGUAUGGUAUGAUUUUACAUGUUAUAUACUAUCAUAAGGAAAAAAAUUUCCUUCUUAUAGUAAAUAAGCUGCUGCAUAUUAAUUAUGUGCAGCACUGUGGCCACUAUAUAUUUAGCUUAAUUUUGCGCCUGAGGCGCAUCCCCAUAAUAUAUUUGUAUUGUAUGCCUUUAAUAACUAGAAGUUUGUUCCAAGUUAGAUGCUUUAUCAAUGUAACAAAUUAUAUGUCUACUUCCAGUGUUCGAUUGUAAUAUAUAAAUAGUUCUUCAUUC
Molecule: messenger RNA, 1882 nt
Organism: Helianthus annuus (common sunflower)
Lineage: Eukaryota; Viridiplantae; Streptophyta; Magnoliopsida; Asterales; Asteraceae
Product: cytochrome P450 78A4
Exons: 2
Coding region: 64-1593 (509 amino acids)
Molecular function (GO): iron ion binding; monooxygenase activity; heme binding
Source: RefSeq, a predicted model, not a curated record